Messenger RNA from Asparagus officinalis (garden asparagus), 2774 nucleotides. RefSeq names its product PX domain-containing protein EREL1. Gene Ontology annotation, molecular function: phosphatidylinositol binding. NCBI's taxonomy places the organism in Eukaryota, Viridiplantae, Streptophyta, Magnoliopsida, Asparagales, Asparagaceae. The transcript is spliced from 10 exons. The record is from RefSeq and is a predicted model, not a curated record. Gene Ontology annotation, biological process: protein transport. Bases 171 to 2387 code for a protein of 738 amino acids.
CCUCACACCUGUCAUCUGUGUGCGAGCGACCGAGGACAGUUCGUUGGCUUUACUGCGCGCCGACGAAUCUUCGAUAAUUCCUUCUCUCCUUUUUCUCGCCCCCUCAAAAUUUUCUCCGAUCAAAAUCCAAUCAAACCCUAGAAAAAGAAGAAGAGAAGAAGAAAUCGGAGAUGAAAAGAGCUAGCCCGCCCAAGCACCGCCACGACGGCACCUCGCCGCUCCCCUUGGGGAUGGAUUGGAGCCCGCCGCCUAAGAAAUGGGAGGGGAGAAACACUGUGUGGCCACAUGAUCCACGGACAGGUUGGAGUUAUUGUGUUAUGGUUCCUUCCUGGGUUGUCCAAACCAAAUCAAAAGCGUCUACUGACAGCUUGUUGAAUCCUAUCAUUUUUUACAGGAUUCAAGUUGGUAUACAAUCGCCAGAAGGGGUUAGCUACAUCCAUGGAAUACUUCAUAGGUUCAGUGAUUUCUUGGAAUUAUACUCUUCUCUUAAGAGAGCAUUUCCAAAGAAGGACAUCCCCCCAGCUCCACCGAAGCAUACUUUGCUGAGAAUAAACUCCAGUAGGCUACUCCUCGAGGAGAGAAGGCGUGCUCUGGAGGAAUGGAUGGGGAAGCUACUCUCUGAUAUUGACCUGUCUAGAAGUGCUCCUGUGGCUGCUUUCCUUGAGCUAGAGGUUGCUGCAAGAUCGUCCUUUCAGGACACAAGCCAGCUUUCCUUAGAAACGCGCCAUUUGGGUGAGGCUUCUUUUACUCCUUCAUCACCACCAGAAAGAACAGGCUCAGGUGCUUCUGUUGCUGGUUCUUCAGCUGUAGCUUCUAAUUGUCAUUCAGCAACUUCAGACAUGGGUAGUGAUUAUGCAUAUGAGACAUCAGAUGUAGGAACUUCUUCUCAGGGGAUUGUUCAUGCAUCUGACACCCGCAAAGAAUAUAUUUCAUCAGUUCAUGACUUUUCUGCUCCAAUCGCAGAAGUCAGUAAUGGUGUCCUUAUGGGAGAAUCAGCUCUUAAUCGACAAGAAGAAUUUCUUAGGAUAAAAUUGCAACAAAGAAAAGAGAGCCUUUCUAUUGACGGGGAGUCUUUUUAUGGAAAUCCUUCAAGGGAGGCAUCCCUUUCGAGGGAGAGAAUAGAAUUCAUGCCAGAACAAGAUCAUGAUAAGCUUUCUGGUCAUUCUCGUAAACUUUCUGUUGAUAGUAUUUGUAGUGAUGCAAGUUCACUAAGGGGCAGUGAACUAUCAGUUCCUGGGGGUAUUACUUCAGUGUGGGAUGGUUCUGUUGAUCUUACUGGCAGAGAGGCUCAAAGUGGCAUCAGUGCAGAGUUUGUGAAGGAUGCACAGAUUAUUCUCCCUCUUGAUCAACGACACAAACUAAAUAGAGUUCUUGUCACCAUGCAUCAGAGAUUAUUGACUGCAAAAACGGAUAUGGAGGAUCUCAUAGCAAGAUUAAAUCAAGAGAUGACUGUGAAAGAAUACCUUGCAACAAAGGUCAAGGAUUUAGAGGGGGAGCUAGAAGCCACCAAGCAGAAGAGUAAAGAAAAUCUGCAACAAGCCAUGUUAAUUGAAAGAGAAAGAGUUACUCAAAUGCAAUGGGAUAUGGAUGAACUUCGUAGGAAGUACAUAGAGAUGGAGUCAAAACUCAAGAUCGAACAAAGUGAGAAGACUCGUGCAGAGUCAGAAAAAUUAAGUGCUAGCAGUGAUAAAGAUCUGUUAUUGGAAGAUUUGGAUAGCAAACAAGAACAGAUAGAUAAGUUGCAACGGCAUCUAGAAGAUGUGGAGAUGAAAUCAAAAGCAGAUAUUAAAGUUCUUGUGAAAGAGGUUAAGUUUUUGAGGAAUUCACAGAGAGAGCUAAAGGAAAUGUUAAAUCAAUCUAUGAAAGAAAAGGCGGAUCUAGAGAAAGUUCUUCAAAGUGAGAAGCAAAAGUCGUCACACUCAAAAUCUUCAAGAAAGAAGCUCCUACAUGAAUGUGAAGUACUUCGUCAUCGGCUACAAGAAUGCAGCAUUGAGUUUCUUGCGGAAGGAGAAGAUAAAUUUACGGUUAAUUCUUCAUCACUAUCUGAUGCUUUAGACCUCCUGGCAACUUCAGAUAAUAGAAUCGGGCUUCUCCUUGCCGAGGCUCAGCUACUUGCCCAAGAUGAUGAGCACGCCAUCAGUGAUAGAGAAAAAUCAAAGAGUACUGCUUCCUCAGAAAAUCUUACUGUGGCCAAUGGUGAUGAUUCACUCAAAGCCGAUGAUGAGACGAGAAGAAUGCUAACUGAAACGCUAAUAGACAAUGCUAAACUGAGAAAGCAGGUCAAUUCCGUCCUUCGUUGUGCCUUCAAAACAGUCGCUGAGCCUGAGAAAGGCGAUGGUGAAGUCGCUUCCAAGAAAUCUGUUUUGAAUAGAUUCUUUGAAAGAUGAAUUCUUCAUUAUUGUCUUUCUAUCAGAAAGCUCUCUUUCAGCCCAUAAUCACGAUCCAUCUGUGUAUAUUUGCUGUCAAAUGAUCUUGGGGAGUCAUCUUAGGUGGUGAGAACUCUGUAUUUAUAAUUUUUGUCCAUAGAGAAUAAACUUAUGAAAAAUUAUAGUAUCUAGCUUGUUACAAACACUCUGGAGAACGAGUUGGCCAUGCCAGGAGAGCCAGGUUGCUUACUGUAAUUUGCCCGACUUGGGAGAGUCGUAUCUUCCAACUAGGGAGAAUUGAGAUGAGAAUGCCAGAAGAUUCAGGUUGUUUACUGUAAUUUUACCCAACUUGGAGUUGGAGAGUUAUCUCCCAACAAGGAAGAGAAUCACACAUCAAUCUUGAAAUUA